Eremothecium sinecaudum is the source of this 1134-nucleotide messenger RNA. Its product is annotated as HFR027Wp. Gene Ontology annotation, cellular component: nucleoplasm. The transcript has a single exon. The record is from RefSeq and is a predicted model, not a curated record. Bases 1 to 1134 code for a protein of 377 amino acids. NCBI's taxonomy places the organism in Eukaryota, Fungi, Ascomycota, Saccharomycetes, Saccharomycetales, Saccharomycetaceae. Gene Ontology annotation, molecular function: histone binding. Gene Ontology annotation, biological process: CENP-A containing chromatin assembly; DNA replication-dependent chromatin assembly.
AUGGCAGUUGAGGAAGAUAUAAACGUUGCAUUACAAGAGGCCGCAAAGUGCUACGGUAUUAAAGACUAUGAAAGUGCAGUAGGGUACUACUCAGAGGCUAAUCAAAAAUACGAGGCUAUACAUGGUGCACCAAAUGCAGAUUACUUGUUUUUAUAUGGACGGAGUCUAUACCGUAACGCACUAGCCAAGAGCGAUGUUUUAGGAGGUGGUGGGGAUGCUGCCACUGAAAAUGAGGAGUCAGAAGAGAAGGAUGAACCGGGACGGAAUAACGACACUGAAACACAGAUCUUCCAGUCUGGUGCUGAAGUCGACGAGGAAGACGAAGAGCAAAAGCAAGAAGGAGGACAGGAGGUAGAACAGGAGGACCAAGAAAAGAAGCAAGAGCAAGAGGAAGCCCGGAACGAGCCAGAACAAACCGACGACAACGAGAAAGAAGAUGCCGAAAACGAGCAGGAUAAAAACGAAGAUAACGAAGAGGACGCUGCCGAAAAUAAUGACGAGCAAGACGAAGAGUUCCCAGAAGAGGAAGAAGACCAAAGCGACUUUGAGGCUGCAUGGGAAAUCCUGGAACUCGCUCGUUCCCUCUAUGAAGAAGCUUUCAAGGCUAGUCCAGAAGAUAAGAAACUUCAGGAAAAACUCUCCGAAACUUAUGACGUUCUAGGUGAGAUCUCCCUUGAGUCAGAAAACUUUCAACAAGCCGCCGAGGAUUUCCAAGUAUGCCUCGAGUAUAGGGAGAAGUUGUACAAGGAUGAUGAUGCAACCCACAGACUACUGAUUGAAUCCCACUACAAAAUUUUCCUAGCGCUUGAAUUUCUCACUGACAGUGAGAAGCAAUGUAGAGAACACCUCACUACAUGCGUUGAGCUUCUUCAGGCACGUAUUGAUGCCGGAAAGAGCGAAAGCGAUGACGAUCUGGAACUUUUGUCUGAGCUAAAGCAUAAAUUAAAGGAAUUCGAUCACAAAGGCGCCAACACUCUAGUAAACUUGAAGAACGACCUCCUGCAUCAACUGGCGACAGUUGCAACUGCUAGUGGCUCAUCUGGCAAGGUCAACGACUUGACUUCCAUGGUAAAGAAGAGGCCAGCACGUGAUUCUCAAAAUGAUAAGCGUACUGAAAAAAAAUCGAAGAUGUAG